AUGACCUCGGUGUGGAAGCGCCUGCAGCGCGUGGGCAAACGGGCCGCUAAGUUCCAGUUUGUGGCCUGUUACCACGAGCUGGUGGUGGAGUGUACUAAGAAAUGGCAGCCGGACAAGCUGGUGGUGGUGUGGACCCGAAGGAACCGCCGCAUGUGCUCCAAGGCCCACAGCUGGCAGCCGGGCAUCCAGAACCCGUACCGGGGCACUGUGGUAUGGAUGGUGCCUGAAAACGUGGACAUCGCAGUGACCCUCUACAGGGACCCCCAUGUGGACCAGUACGAGGCCAAAGAGUGGACGUUUGUCAUUGAGAAUGAGUGCAAAGGACAGCGGAAGAUACUGGCCUCGGCCGAGGUGGACCUGGCCCGCCACGCGGGGCCCGUGCCCACCCAGGUUCCCCUGCGGCUGCGGCUGAAGCCCAAGUCGGUGAAGGUGGUGCAUGCUGAGCUGAGCCUCACCCUCUCGGGGGUGCUGCUGCGGGAGGGCCGCGCCACGGACGAUGACAUGCAGAGUCUGGCAAGCCUCAUGAGUGUGAAGCCCAGUGACGUGGGCAACUUGGAAGACUUUGCUGAGAGUGACGAGGAGGCUAACGGCCCGGGCGUCCCUGAGGCCCGGGCCCAGGUCUCCCAUCCAGAUACCUCUCGGGAGCUGAAAACACAUCAUGAGGAAGAAGAGGGGAACCAGGUCCAGCCUCAGCAGCCAGCUGUCAGCCCCCCUAAUGCUGAGGAUACCAGCCCAGCCCCUGUGAGUGUCCCUGCGCCCCCUGCCAGGGCCUCCCGGGACCAGGGCUCAGAGGCAGCUGUAACAGGGGGCCGGGGGGGGCCUGAAGCCCCCAGGCCCCCAGGAACCCCACUGGAGACGUGGUCCUCAAGUCAGCCAGGCCAGGAUGCGGCCCCCACCCCAGCCCCCCGGUUCCGGAAAAGCCCCGAUGCCCCCCAGGCCCCAGUCCCCCAGGGAGACGAUAAGGCCCUCGAAGCCUCAGAGGCUUCCCCGGCAGGAGUGGGUUGUGCUGGGGAGACCCAGGCCCGAGCAAGGCCUCAGGAAGGGCCGGAGGCCCAGGGAGCCAGGCUGGGCCCGAGCAUUGGUGAUGGAGUCUCCAUAGACUCUUCAGGGGAGCAGAACCCCAAAGCUAAGGAGGAGGACACUGGGGAGAGGCCAGAGGCCAGUGGGGUGCAGACCGAGCGCAAGUCGGGAGUUGGAGAGGUUCUCACAAGGCAGCCAGGGGUGGGAGCUGGGGAGACCGCAGCGAGCUCACACAUCAGUCAAGCUGGUGCUGAGCACAGGUCCCCGGUGAACCAUACGGACACUAAGGGACCAGAGGCCGCUGGGACGAAGGCCGAGGCAAGAUUCAGGGCACCUCCUGAGGCUCCUCCAAGGGGAUCUCAGGGGAGGCUGGGGGUCAGGACCAGGGAUGAGGCGCCUACAGGCCUGAGCUCACCUCCAGCAGAACCUGCAGGGCACCCCAGGCAUCACGUUGACCUCCAGGAGGUCAGGGCUGCUGCAGGCUCGGAGGGAGAGGGUGCAGAGGUGAGCAGUGGAGCCCCUAGUGUUGGGGGGACAGGCCUGGAACAGGACCCUUCUGUUGGAGCCGCAAGCACCAGGCCCCAGGUGAGCAGGAGCCAGUGGGCCCCACCAGCCGCUGACCAGGGGGUGGUGUCUAGGGCUGUGGGGGUCUGGGAGACAGAAGCUGGGGAUUCGAGGGUCCUGGGGUCAGAAGCUGCUGGGACAGCAGAGUUGGAGCUAUUGGGGACCCAGAAGACAGAGGGAGUGAGUUCAGGGGUCCUGGGGUCAGAGGCUGCUGGGACAGCAGAGUUGGAGCUAUUGGGGACCCAGAAGACAGAGGGAGUGAGUUCAGGGGUCCUGGGGUCAGAGGCUGCUGGGACGGCAGAGGUAGAGGUAUUGGGGACCCAGGAGACAGCAGCAGGAGUUUUAGAAGCUCUGAGGACGGAGGCUAGGACAGCAGAGUCUGAGAUAUUGGGGACCCAGGAGCUAUCUGGAGGUUCAGGAGUACUGAGAAUAGAAGCUGAGGUAGUACAGUCUGAGGUAUUGGGGUACCAGGAGACAGAGAUGGGGGCUUCAAGGGAACAGGGGACAGAGGCUGGAAGCACAGAGGCUGAAGUAUUGGGGUCCCAGGAGACAGAGGUGCGAGCUUCAAGGGUACAGGGGACAGAGGCUGGAAGUACAGAGGCUGAAGUAUUGGGGUCCCAGGAGACAGAGGUGGGGGUUUCAGGGGAACAGGAGACAGAGGCUAGAAGUACAGAGGCUGAGGUACUGGGGUCUCAGGAGACAGAGGUGGGGGCUUCAGGGAUACCAGGGACAGAGGCUGACAUACUAGGGACCCAGGAGAUAGGAAAUAGGGUUUCAGAGGCAGUAACAGCAGAGUCUAAGAUACUAGGGGUCCAGGAGGCAGAGGUAAAGGGUUUGGGGGUCCCAGGGAUGGAGACUGGGACAGCAGAAACUGAGAUACUGGGGACCCAGGAAGUAGCAGGUGAGGGUUCAAGGGCCCAAGGGACUGAAGCUGAGACAGCAGAGUCUAAGAUACUGGGGGCCCAGGAGGCAGAGGGAGGAGGUCCCGAGGUCCCAAGGACAGAAGCUGUCAUGGUAGAUGAUGAAAGACUGAGGACUCGGGAGACAAGAAUUUCAGAGGCUGAGGAGGCUGAAGCUGAGGUUUUGGGGCUCCAGGAGGCACAGUCUGGGGUUUGGGGGACUCUAGAAACCAAACAUGAGGCUUUCAUAGCUGCAGUCACUAGACAUGAAGUUCUAGGGUCCCAGGAAGCAGAGGCAGAGACUGGGGGGGUCCAGGAGACAGAAGAUAAAGCUUGGAGGGUCCCAGAGCCAGAGGCUGGGGUACUGGAGCUCUCAGAAGCCAAAUCCGGGCCCUUAGGGACCCAGGAAGCAGACACCCAAGUUUUAGGGGCCUCAGAGAACAUAUCUGGAAUUUUUGAGGACCAGGAAGCAGAGGCUCAGAUCUUGGGGCCCGAGAAGGGACAAGAAGCUGAGAGAAGCCCCCCAGAGGCCAGCCUGGUUGAAGGGCAGGUGGCCAAUGGGGCAGGGGCUGGGGUGCCCAAGCCCUUGGGCGCCUCCUGCUCAGAGGAGCCUGAAGAGGACAGGAGGCUGCGGGGCAGCCAGGCACCACCUGCCCUGGUCAGUUCCAGCCAGUCCCUGCUGGAGUGGUGCCAGGAAGUCACCGCUGGCUACCGUGGCAUCCGCAUCACCAACUUCACCACAUCCUGGCGCAACGGUUUGGCCUUCUGCGCGAUCCUGCACCGAUUCCACCCGGACAAGAUCGACUAUUCCUCUCUGGACGCCCUCAACAUCAAAGAGAACAAUAAACAGGCCUUCGAUGGCUUCGCGGCCCUGGGCGUGUCGCGGCUGCUGGAGCCGGCGGACAUGGUGCUUCUGUCGGUGCCUGACAAACUCAUCGUCAUGACCUACCUGUGUCAGAUCCGCGCCUUCUGCACCGGGCAGGAGCUGCAGCUGCCCGGGCCUGUGCCGCCGCCGCGCGCGCAUGGCUCCUUCUCCCACGUGCGCGACGCUGACCUGCUGAAGAAGAGGCGCUCGCGGCUGCGGAACAGCAACUCCUUCUCGGUGGACGAGCCUGAUGCUGGGGCCGCGGGAGUGGCUGCAAAUGAAGGCUUGAGCCAUGACCCCAGCCCAGCCCCUGGCCCAGCCCCAGCUGCAGCCCCACAGACGCCCAUUGUUGGUGGGAGCCCCCCAUCAGAGGAGCAGCCUCCAAGCCCAGGGGAGGAGGCUGGGCUGCAGCGGUUCCAGGACACAAGUCAAUACGUGUGCGCAGAGCUGCAGGCCCUGGAACGUGAGCAGAGACAGAUAGACGGACGGGCGGCCGAGGUGGAGACGCAGUUGAGGAGCCUCAUGGAGUCAGGUGCCAACAGGCUGCAGGAGGAGAUGCUGAUCCAGGAGUGGUUCACACUGGUCAACAAGAAGAACGCGCUCAUCAGGCGGCAGGACCAGCUGCAGCUCCUCAUCGAGGAGCAGGACUUGGAGCGGAGGUUUGAGCUGCUGAGCCGGGAGCUGCGGGCCAUUCUGGCCAUCGAAGACUGGCUGAAAACCACCGCGCAGCAGCACCGAGAGCAGCUGCUGCUGGACGAGCUGGUGUCGCUGGUGAACCAGCGCGACGAGCUGGUCCGGGACCUGGAUCACAAGGAGCGGAUAGCCCUGGAGGAGGACGAGCGCCUGGAGCGCGGGCUGGAGCAGCGACGCCGCAAGCUGAGCCGGCAGCUGAGCCCGCGCGAGCGCUGCGCGCUCAGCUGA
This is a messenger RNA of Orycteropus afer afer, 4269 nucleotides long. It is a transcript of the gene EHBP1L1, whose product is annotated as EH domain binding protein 1 like 1. Gene Ontology annotation, molecular function: protein binding. The record is from RefSeq and is a predicted model, not a curated record. The coding region runs from base 1 to 4269 and encodes 1422 amino acids. The transcript is spliced from 22 exons. Lineage: Eukaryota; Metazoa; Chordata; Mammalia; Tubulidentata; Orycteropodidae.